AUGGGUCUGCUCCUGAAGAUCUUCAUCCCCUUGCUGGGAGUGGCUCUGGCCUUUUACUUCUACUCAGCACCCAGGAAUUUCAGUGAAGAGAUGCUGCGGGGGAAGCGGGUGAUCGUGACGGGCGCCAGCAGCGGCAUCGGGGAGCAGAUGGCCUACCACCUGGCACGCAUGGAAGCUCACCUCCUGCUGACCGCGCGCACCCAGGCCAAGCUGCAGAAAGUGGUGGAGCAGUGCCUCAAGCUGGGUGCUGCGUCUGCCAGCUACGUGAGCGGCUCCAUGGAGGACACUGCAUUUGCCGAGGUGGUGGUGAAGGAGGCUGAGAACACUUGGGGAGGCCUUGAUAUGCUCAUCCUGAAUCACAUCGGUCACAGCUACUUCACCUACUUCAACGGGGACGUGGAGCACGUCCGAAAGCUCCUGGAGACCAACUUCCUCAGCUAUGUGGCCAUGACCACGUCUGCCCUGCCCAUGCUGAAGGAGAGUGAGGGCAGCAUCGUGGUAGUUUCAUCCGUAGCAGGUAAAACUGGCGUCCCAUUUGCUGCUCCCUAUUCUGCAACUAAGUUUGCCUUAGAUGGAUUCUUUAGCUCCUUGAGAAGUGAAUUCGUCAUGGAGAAGGUCAAUGUCUCCAUCACACUCUGCAUCCUGGGCUACAUCAACACAGAGAGCGCGGUGCAGGCCAUCUCCCACGUCAUCCAGGACACGCCGGCGCCCAAGGAGGACUGCGCCCUGCAGAUCAUCAAAGGGGCAGCGCUGCGCCAGCGUGAGCUGCACUACCCAGCCCGGCUGGUGGACACCCUGCUGCUCCUCAGGGCCUUUGCCCCAGACUUCCUCGACUACAUCACCAGGAGCAGCUACAACGUGGAAAACAUCAGCAGAACAUAGCCCCUGGUGGGUGCACACCUUGGGCCAGGCACAAGGGAUUUGAGCGUCCAUGCAGCUCCUCCAUGCUGCCAGGGUAGCCCCGUGCUGGUGCACCCCGGUAGCUGAAGAUGGGAUGACACAUGGUGUGAAAAGGUCCUUUUUAGUCAUGAACUCCUGCAACUGAGUUUUUUUUUCCAACCAAGAAGCAGACUUAGAGAAGCUUCUGGCAGCAGGUUCCCUGCUUGACCUCCAGAAGCUAUUCCCCAACCACAGCCACAAAAGCCACGGUGCUGAGCACAGCAAGCAGCCGAGCCCUGGACCGGAGUGAGGGUUUGGGCCAGGCAAAAGCCACCCAAAGAAGGCCUUUGAACCAGGA
Messenger RNA from Pogoniulus pusillus (Red-fronted tinkerbird), 1237 nucleotides. Its product is annotated as 11-beta-hydroxysteroid dehydrogenase 1-like. The record is from RefSeq and is a predicted model, not a curated record. Lineage: Eukaryota; Metazoa; Chordata; Aves; Piciformes; Lybiidae. Gene Ontology annotation, biological process: steroid catabolic process. Bases 1 to 882 code for a protein of 293 amino acids. Gene Ontology annotation, cellular component: endoplasmic reticulum membrane; intracellular membrane-bounded organelle. The transcript is spliced from 6 exons. Gene Ontology annotation, molecular function: steroid binding; 11-beta-hydroxysteroid dehydrogenase (NADP+) activity.